Verticillium dahliae VdLs.17 is the source of this 507-nucleotide messenger RNA. RefSeq lists its product as uncharacterized. The coding region runs from base 1 to 507 and encodes 168 amino acids. The record is from RefSeq and is a predicted model, not a curated record. The transcript has 2 exons. Lineage: Eukaryota; Fungi; Ascomycota; Sordariomycetes; Glomerellales; Plectosphaerellaceae.
AUGGGAAAUGGCAAGGGGGAACAUCAGAUCUCGGGGGUGGCAGCAGAGUGGGGAACGGAGACGCUGCCUACCACUUGGGGGGCGCGCUUCUGCCGCGCCAUUGGCUUCUCCUGCCACCAUGUCAGUCUUCCUCAUGACGGCUUGGACUCCAGCGUCAGCCGUGCGCGCGACAGACGCGAUCUUGCCCACGCGCGGCACCAGAUCUUGCAGCAGCACCAGCACCAGCACCAGCAGCGCGCACCGCCUUUUGACAAACAGGGACACCCCUCCUUACGACGAAGCACGAGCCUACAAUCGUCCCAAGGUCCACGUCGCACCACGUCAAACUGGCCAAUUCCCGACGAACUCAUAGAUUGGCCUGAUUCCGAUGUGCGCUGGCCGCCUCGCGACCACCAACUGCACGCUGUCGACUGUCGCACUACAUUUGACGCUCGUCAGCCAACCCAUACGCUUCGCCUUUUGUUCUAUGUGCGCCCUUGUCGUUGCGCAACCAAGUUUUCUGUCUAG